This is a messenger RNA of Maudiozyma barnettii, 1278 nucleotides long. Its product is annotated as C2H2-type zinc finger protein. Lineage: Eukaryota; Fungi; Ascomycota; Saccharomycetes; Saccharomycetales; Saccharomycetaceae. The transcript has a single exon. Gene Ontology annotation, biological process: regulation of transcription by RNA polymerase II. Gene Ontology annotation, molecular function: RNA polymerase II cis-regulatory region sequence-specific DNA binding; DNA-binding transcription factor activity, RNA polymerase II-specific. The record is from RefSeq and is a predicted model, not a curated record. Bases 1 to 1278 code for a protein of 425 amino acids.
AUGGAAGAUAUAUAUUACUACGUACCAUCUAGUCAACGUUCUCAACAGGUACCCCCAAAAUUACAACCACUAACACACAGUAAUAAUCAAUUACAACAACCACAAUCACAACCGAAUCAAAUGUUGACAUAUUACUCUCCAAUGUCAAAUGUUAUGAUUCUUCCUCAACAACAAGAUUUUACAUCACAAUUCAGAAACUCUCAAUCACAUCCUCAAUUAUAUCAUUAUCCUCAAUUAGUAUAUAAUAAUCAAAUGAUCAAUCCAAGAUAUACUAAUUCAAAUGUUUCUGUAUAUAAUCCAAUGAUAGCUCAAUCACAAAUGAUUAAAGAUAUACAACAACCAUUAAAUAAUAGUCCUGACAGGAUUCAUCAUACUACUGGCGGUACAUACAAUGAUGAAAAUAUUAGUCCCACAACAGUAUUACAAAAUAAUAUACCAAUUGUGACAUUACCACCAUUAUCAUCAUUAGUCUCACAAAUUAAACCAACUUCUCAAUCUUGUCCAGAUAUUUCCACAUUGAUGUCUGAAUCUAAGUCAUCAAUUACUACUAUGAAUGCUAAUAAUAUAAAAGAUUUUACACCAACUAUAGCGUCAAAUUCGUCAUCAUCACCAUCAUCAUCUGGAAUUACAAACAAUAGUCAAAUUAAUCAAAGAAAUUGCAUUCCUUACAUAUUAACGUCAACCGUUCAACCAAAUUUACAGAAUGUCAAUAAUAAUAAUAAUAAUAAUAAUAAUAAUAAUUCAGAAAUUAAUUUAUCAUUAAACUUAAAAAACCAAAAUUAUCCGUCAUUAAACCCAAAUCUAUUAAUAAAACGAUCUUCUCCACCAAAUUUUACAACUUUUUCACCAAAACAGGAAGAAGCUAUCAAAUUGAAACAGCUUUCCCCAACAAUAAUGCCAACAAAAAUGUCAAAUGACAAUUUACAAAAUUUAAUAUUUAAAAAUGAAAUUAAUGUCAUGGAACUUACUGGCAACAAACAAAUCAAGCGUAAAUCACCUUCACAACAAAGGAAACAAUGUCCAAUUUGUGGUAAAAUAUGUUCGAGGCCAUCAACUCUAAAAACUCAUUUCCUAAUCCAUACAGGUGAUAAUCCUUUUAAAUGUUCCUGGAUAGGUUGUAAAAAAAGUUUUAAUGUCAAGAGUAAUAUGUUGAGACAUUUAAAGUCGCAUCAACAUAAACUAGAAAAACUUGCCAAGAAACAAGCCGAUCUACUAAAUAAACAAAAGUCCAAAAGCUUAGAGAGUACGAAAGGUAAAAAAGUCACAAAGAAAGUUUAA